Messenger RNA from Maylandia zebra (zebra mbuna), 1824 nucleotides. Lineage: Eukaryota; Metazoa; Chordata; Actinopteri; Cichliformes; Cichlidae. The record is from RefSeq and is a predicted model, not a curated record.
UCUAGUGAGUUCUUCAUGCCAGGACUUGUAGAUACCCACAUCCAUGCAUCACAGUACAGCUACGCUGGCACCGCAUUGGACAUGCCGUUACUGCAGUGGCUUAAUGCUUACACCUUUCCUGUGGAGUCAUGCUUCAAGGACUUGGAGUUCGCCCGCAAGGUCUACACUCAAAUAGUGAGAAGAACUCUGAGAAAUGGAACAACGACUGCAUGCUACUUUGCUACGAUUCACACUGAAGCUUCUCUUUUGCUGGGCCAGAUUGCAAAUGACUUUGGACAGCGUGCUUUGGUUGGCAAGGUGUGCAUGGACAGGAACGAUUGUGUGAAACAUUACAAAGAGACCUUGCAGGACUCUCAAGACGAGACCUGUCGGUUCAUUAAAGAGCUUCUGGAGAAAAAGUACCCUUUAGUGAAGCCUGUGGUGACUCCCCGUUUCGCUCCAUCCUGCACAGGAGCGUUGCUCGAGCAGCUGGGAGAAAUCGCUAAAAAUAACAACCUGCACAUUCAGAGUCAUAUCAGUGAAACUCAUGAGGAAGUAAAGCUUGUAAAGGAGCUGUUUCCCGAAUCAGAGUCUUACACAGAUGUCUAUCGCAAACACAACCUGCUAACUGACAAGACAGUGAUGGCCCACGGGUGCCACCUCAGUGAUGAAGAGUUGGCUCUGUUCAGAGAGACUGGAGCCUCUUUGUCCCACUGUCCCAAUUCCAACUUUUCGUUGUGCAGUGGAGUGUUAAAUGUCCGCAACGUCCUGAAACACAAAGUAAAGUUGGGGCUGGGAACAGAUGUGGCUGGAGGCUACUCCGCCUCUAUGCUCGAUGCUGUGAGGAGAGCUCUGGAUGCAUCUAAAGUCUUGACCAUCCAGGACCCAAAAUACAAAACACUCAGUUUUGAGGAGGUGUUCAGAAUAGCCACACUGGGAGGCAGUCAGGCCUUGUCCUUAGAUGACCAAACAGGGAACUUUGAAGUUGGCAAAGACUUUGAUGCCCUGAGGAUUAAUGUAGCUGCUGAGGGUGGGCCUAUCGAUCUCAUCCAGGAUGAGGAACCAAAGAUUCUUUUGGAAAAAUUCUUGAAUUUGGGUGAUGAUCGUAACAUCGUGGAGGUGUUUGUAGCUGGCAGGAGGGUGGUGCCGAUCACAGAAUAAAUACAACUGUACCUGUCUCACAGCCUAAAAUACAGGUCCAGGAUAUCCAACACGACAGAAAUCAACCCUGUGCCUGCAAAAGAGACAAAAUUGAAUUAAUCAGAGCAUAAAACAGAGACUGUAUUUCAAUUCACACAAGCCCAGUGGUAACCUGAGCUGGAAUACAGUCUGCUGCAUGAGUCUUUAAACAUAACUGCUACAUUGUAAAAAGGAGAAUAAGGGAUUUAAUAACUGAACUUUGCACUUUUUUAGACGGUUGUUGCCAGAAGAGAGCCAGGUGUGUGUCAUUUUUGCCUACUACUAAUGCACCACCACUCUCUGAUUAACAAAGCACUUUUUUAAAUCUUCCAUUUGUUCACAAAGUCAUCAUGCUUAUUAUUUAAACUUCUUCCUUAAAUUAUUAUUAUUUUUUUUAAAUCCUGGAGAAGUUUUAAAUACUAGUUUUCUAUUGCGGGUUGAUGUUUCAGUGUCACAAUUGUCCACGAAGUUUUGUGCUUGUGAUUUAAAGAUGCUCAGUGUGCCACUGCAGUGCCUGACCCGAUUAUCUUCAGUGGUUGAUGCUCCAAUUUUUAAUGCUUGUGCAGCUAAAGCAUCCUUUGUGAUCCAAAAACUGGAACUGACUCGACUUCUGAUUAUAAAAUACCAAAUAGCACAUGAUUAUACAACCCCAAUUCCAAAAAUCCU